AUGGUUCAAUUUUUUAACAUUUAUAGUUCUGAAAAUACUAUUGUUCUUGAAUUAAGUGGUAUUUAUAAUAUAUUUCUUAUUGUAUUUGGUAUCAUUGGAUUAAUUUUUAAUUUACUUGAAACAUUAAUAAAUAUAAAAAAUAAACUUUUCAUUCAAUCACUUUAUAAUUGUACCCGUUUAUAUAACAAUCUAGCUGGAAUAAUAUUAUGUAAGAAUAAUAAUAUUAAAAAAAUAUCUAAUAUUUUUAUUUUUAUAGCAUUACGACAUAUUUUUAUUGGAAUUGUUAAUUUUCACGUUUUUAGAAAUAAUAUACAAUUCUAUAAUAAUGAAAUAUGUACAAUUAGAGGAAUGAUUGAUAUGUUUACUAUACAUUUAUUUCAAAUAUCUUAUGUUUUUCAAUGCUUAUCAUUUAUUAUUUCAUUAGUUUAUCCAAUACAAUAUAUGAUAAAAUUAAAUAAUGGAUUAAUCAAAAUUGUUAUACUAAUAAUUAUAAUUAUAUGGUCAUUCUUUCCAUUAACUAUGUUAUCAAUUAAAAUUUUUACUGGAUAUUUUCCAAUAUUAUGUACAAAUUUUGAUACUUGGACUUCUCCAUUUAAAAUUUAUUACCUUAAUUUUACAUCAUUUCUUAUAAUAUUUCUUUUUUUUGUUUAUGUCUUUACAUUAUGGAAUAUUUAUGGAAUGAAAACUAAAGAUGAAAUAAAAAAUAGUUUAAAUAGUUUUAUAGCAUGGAUAGUAAUUAUAUUUAUUGUAUUUUGGGCAAUACCAAAUGUUAUUAUGAUUAUUUUUGUAUAUCUUGAUUUUGAAAAUAAUAUUAGAGCAAUCUUAUUGGAUAUAUUUUAUUUAUCAACACUUAUAUCAGUCAUUAUUCAAUUUCCAUUCUCAUUAUGGAAAAAUAAAAUUAUUAGAAAACAUUUCUUUGAAAUCAAUUUUAUUUCUUAUCUAAUUCCAAGUCAAACACUUUCAAAAUUUAAAAACAGUUUGUAA
Molecule: messenger RNA, 984 nt
Organism: Strongyloides ratti
Lineage: Eukaryota; Metazoa; Nematoda; Chromadorea; Rhabditida; Strongyloididae
Product: GPCR, rhodopsin-like, 7TM domain and 7TM GPCR, olfactory receptor/chemoreceptor Srsx family-containing protein
Exons: 1
Coding region: 1-984 (327 amino acids)
Cellular component (GO): membrane
Source: RefSeq, a predicted model, not a curated record